Molecule: messenger RNA, 6059 nt
Organism: Drosophila persimilis
Lineage: Eukaryota; Metazoa; Arthropoda; Insecta; Diptera; Drosophilidae
Gene: Dg
Product: serine-rich adhesin for platelets
Exons: 15
Coding region: 648-4454 (1268 amino acids)
Biological process (GO): nerve development; morphogenesis of an epithelium; muscle attachment
Cellular component (GO): dystrophin-associated glycoprotein complex; dystroglycan complex; sarcolemma
Molecular function (GO): laminin binding; calcium ion binding
Source: RefSeq, a predicted model, not a curated record
AAGUGAAAAGCAAAGAAAAACAUGCAGCAUGUGAGGCCCAGAGUGCUAAGUAAAUAGUCUGUGCGCCGUUAUCGUAAAUAAAGCCUGCAAAAAGCGAGUAGAUCUCUGCAGUGAAUGUGAAAAAAAGAGUCGCAAGUGAAAAUUCCAACUAAAAACCAGCAAACACACACACACACAAGACACUGCCGCACAUUCAGGCCGAUGUAUGUGUGUCGCUCUAUGGACGCAAUUUUGGUAGCAGGACAGUGGAGCUAAGGGAAUCUGGGCCCCGAGUGAAUGGUAGAGUGCACUUUGCGACUCUCAGACUCGACUUCCCCGAAAAACGGAGCAUUCAAAAUAGCACAAGAGAGAUGAUCAUCAUUGGACGCCGAUGAUGAUGAUGACAACGACGACAACGACGACGACGAAGACGACGACUGCGACUGCUCUGCUAAUGAAGAUGAUGUAAACGAAGCCAAGCAGCACACUCUCCUCUUUCUUUCCACUUUUGUGCACCGAAACGAAAGCGAAAUUUGAAAGCAAAAGAAAUCGAAACAAAUACCACCACUGCCACAUAAUAUUUCACUGAAUUGAAAUCGAAACUGCAUUCUUUACACACACACAUAUACAUAUACACAUAUCUGGGCAAUCGCCAAACGAAUCGAAAUAUGAGAUUGUCGCGGUGCUUAUCGGUCAGUGGAGACCGCCUGCUCCUCCUGCUGGCGGCCACACUAGCCAUCGCCCUGGUGCAAGCGGAGCGGGACUUUAACGUGAACGACUCUCAGGUGCCUGUCAUUGAGCCAAAGGAUGUGCCCGCCUACAAGCAGGAUCCCUAUGUGACAGAGCUGAUGGGAUGCCAGAACCAGCAGAACGAGAUUGUGCUCUCGCUGCUGCUGAAGAAGCACGACUGGAGCGAGUUGACGGCCACCAAGCGAGCCCAUGUUCAGGCCAAGCUGGCCAAGUUCUUUGCCAUACCCAAGGAGUUCAUUUCGUUGGAUUCGGUGUCGAAGCGGGAGCUCAGGUCCAUGCACAAGCUGGCCAUGAGGAAGGGUGGCAAGGGGAACAAGAAUAUCGAGACUCUGAAUCGUCGUUUGGGACGAGCCAGUUUCAUGAUCGGCUGUGGUCCAAGCUACUUUGUCAUGGGUGAACCGAUAGCCAAGCAGAUUGCCCACCAGGUCAAGGAUGGCACUAUUGGUGCUCUGACGGAGGAGAACUUUGGUCUGUGGUUUAUUUGGCGCAAGGAAUUGAAAUCCAGAUCCCAUCGCCGGCGACGUCAAUCGGAGGGUUCUGGAGCCGACGAUGAUGACUACGAGUAUGAAGAUGAGGGAGAGGAAGCUAUUGAGCCAAGCACGGAAGUGCCCGCGGUGACUACGCAUGCGCAUCGUCAUCAUCAUGGAGUGUCGGAGGGGGAUUCUGCCUCUGCGUCUGCCACUCCCUCGGUGGCCAGUGUGGAGGAGGAGAUCGAGGAGAGCGUCUCCAAGCUGGAGUCCGUGAUAAGCAAGACUAUUGAGAAUACGAAGAACAUCAAGGAGCUGGUCCCAGUGCUCGGGCCGUCGUCCGUCGAUGAGGGUGGUGCUGGUGCUGACGAUGAUGAUGAUGUAGAGGAUGUGGAACUUCAGCAAUUGGGCGCCGCUGCAGGAAAAUUCCAGGAAAAUUAUGUGGACACCACCACAGCGGCUGCCGCAACAGCCACAACUGGGAUGCCUGGCUCUGCCACGGACAUGGUAAAGUCCAGUUACAUGGAGGAGGAAGCAGGGAAUCAGGUGGAUGCCGUUGCCGUCGUAGAUGUGGAUGCUGUUGCCACACUGAGCACCGCUGAUAACACCACACCCCCACCCAUAUCGGGGUCCUUCUCUGGCGCCACACAGCACAGCAGCAGCAGCAGCAGCAAUAGCAAGCAGAAGCCAUUCUCACCCUAUGAUGCCACCUCCUCAGUGUCAGUGUCCUCCUCCUCUGUUGUGCCAUCAAUCGAAGCUGUUGAAACGUCUUCGUUGCCAUCCAUGUCCACCUCUACAUCGGCCACAGGGACCUCCUCCUCCUCAUCCUCAUCAUCACCCUCAACAUCAUCCCCAUCCUCUCACAUUGUUGCCAUCACAGACAUUGUAUUAGACAGCAACAACCAUAAAAACAACAAUAAUACUCUAACAACUUCAUCAUCAUCUGCAUCAUCAUCAUCUGCAACAACAACAACUACAACAAUCACACCAACAGCAACAAUGUCAACUACAACAACAGCAACAACAACACUGUCUGAAAUGUCGCCAAAGCCAAAUGCAAAUGAUUUCGAGCUGAGCAGCUUUCCGCCCAUCGAAGAUGUUGAAGAUGCGACAACGAUACCAACAACAGCUGCUGCUGCUGGUGAAACAACAGCAAGAACGUCCUCCUCGAGCGAAAUCGAUUCUCACGUAGUAGAGUCCACAGCAACGCACCGCACAAUUAGUUCUAAGGAAGGAGAAGCCGAUGCCAUCAGCACCCCCAACAAUAACAGCAGCGGCAGUGGAAGUGGCAAUAAUGAGCAGCUGUUCCCAGGCUCUUCAGUGCCCCCCUCUACGGUGGCCACGACAACACCUGCCACGCCCGAGGCGACCAGCACCGUCAGUACAUUCUCCUCGACGGAUUAUGUGGAGCCGCAGCCGGAGAACAGUGUCCCGAUUAUCAAGACGCGCCUGCAGAAACUGGCGGUGACCUCGGGCAAGGCUUUCACCAUGAUUGUGCCUGAGGAUACCUUCUGGGAUGCCGAAGAUCAGGGCAACCUGCGUCUAGAGCUCACCGACAAGGAUGGCCACGAGCUGAAAUCCAACUCCUGGCUGCAGUUCAAUGCCGAUAAGCGGGAAUUGUACGGACUACCUUUGGACGACACCGUGUCGCGUUGGCAGUAUCGCCUCUCUGCCACAGACUCGGGCAACGCCACCGUCACGGAGACGGUGGAGAUUAGCGUGCAACAGCACCGAGCGGUGCGGACCAUCAACCACGAGAUCAGCAUUCUCGUGAAGAUCAACGAGAAGCACGGCCACAACAUCGACUGGCAACUGAAGCUGAUCAAUGCCUUGGCUCGAACACUGGAUGAUGACAGCAGCUCGGCAGUAGUAGUACGCGAGAUCCGUCAGACCCCACAGGACCCACACAGCGCCAUCUUCGUGUACUUCAACGAGACUCUGCCGACCAGCGACUGCCCCGAGAAGGAGCUGAGCGACCUUGUUAGCCGCCUGGAUGCCCAGCGUCUGAGCGAUCUGGUGCAGCCGCUGCUGGGCAUCAAGUCGAUCACUGGCCAGCUCAUUGGAUCGUGCCAGAAGGACCUAACGAAGGUGAAGCCCACUAUGCAGAUGGCAAAGAACGUGCCGCCGAUGCCGCGCAACCAAGUGGAUCGAGUGAACGCCAGCGUAGGACAACUGCUGGUGUUCAAAGUGCCGCCAGACACCUUCUACGAUGCUAAUGAUAACGACCUGACCCUCACCCUCAAGUCCAAGGAGCACAAGGAGCUGAGCACUCGCCACUGGCUGCAGUUCGACUCGAAGAACCAGGAGUUCUACGGCAUCCCAAAGAGUGGCGACACCGGCUCCGAGGAGUACCUGCUUGUGGCAGAGGACAGCGGCGGUCUCAGUGCCCACGAUGCCCUUGUCGUAGUCGUUAGCCAUCCGCCCAAAAAGGAGUUUGGGGCCUUUUUCAAGGCCUACCUGGCAAUUCGCCAUGAGAACUUCAAUGCUGAGCUGCAGCGCAAGUUUGUGGAGCGCAUAGCCAGGGUGAACGGCGACGCCACCACCAAUCAAAUCCAGAUCCGUUCCAUCAACAUCCACCACGACUCGGACGGCACAAUCGUCAACUUCUACAACACGUCGCUGUACAAGCAUCACAACCGCUGCCCUGAGAAGGAGCUGGCGGCCACGCGCAGUGUCUAUCUGGUCGGCGACAGCCUGAGGGAUAGCGUGAAGCGGGCCUUGGGUCCAGAGCUGAAUCUAACAAACUUUUCGGUGGCUCCUUUUGGCAGUUGUCAUCAUGCCGAGAACAUAGACAUCACAAACGAGUUCGUGCCCACACGCACUGAGGAACCCAGCCAGAAGUCCACCUUCAGCGAGGAGUACUUGGCCAAUUUCAUUUUGCCCGCUGUCAUCAUUCUGGUGAUGAUAGUGCUGGCCUCUAUCGUGGCCUGCUGCCUGCACAGACGCCGCCACAAGAGUGGUAAAAUGGAGCUGGGCGACGAAGAAGAGCGCAAGUCCUUCCGGGCCAAGGGCAUACCAGUCAUCUUUCAGGAUGAGUAUGAGGAGAAGCCCGAAAUCGGCAACAAGAGCCCCGUAAUACUCAAAGACGAGAAGCCACCGCUGCUGCCACCGUCCUACAAUACAUCAAACAUGAAUGGCGACAAUGAUGUGGAUGAGUAUGUGCCACCGCCGGCUGUUGUAGUCGGCGGUCGGGAGGUGCGAGGGAAGUCACCCGCCACGCCCUCCUAUCGCAAGCCACCGCCAUAUGUAUCGCCAUAAAUCAUUGUCAAGAAUCAGCAGCAAACGAAGCCGCAACAGAAACCGAAAGAGCAACAGCAACAAUAAUAACAAUCGCAUCGUAUUAACCACACAAUCUAUAUAUAUAUAUAUAGAUAUAUACAAUCAUACAUAUAUAUAUAUAUACAUCUACCGAUUUGGCACAACUUAUAUAUGCAACUAAGCAAAACUCUUUUGUAUAUAUCCAAGUGCGAAUUGGUUUCUUUUUGGACUAGCUAUUCAAAUGGAAGCAAAGGAUAUUCCGUGAAUGAAUAGAAAGGAUAUUCCAUAUGGAAGACGAAGGGUACGGUACUCAAUGUUGAAGAGGCAGGACGAUGUUUUGUAUUAAUCACGAAAGAAAAACAAUCAAUUAACGAUUUCAGUGCGAACAACUGACAAACUUUGUAGCUUAAAGAUCGAACACCACAUUUGAAAAACACUAAACAAAACACACUAUUCAGCAUAUUAUUUAUUUAGUAUGUACUCUAAUUUAUAUGUAUACCACGAGCCGCGAACCACAUCCACAUCCACAUCCAGGAACACGAAAUGGAAUGAAAUUUAGUAGACAAGCAACUAGAGCUUGAAAAGCAAACCAGCACACACAUACACGAGCCCAUUUUAAGCAUAGCAUUUAAACAAUGGUAAUACUAUUGACUAAGUUAGGCGCAAGACGCCUAGAGCAUGUCCCUUGUCUGGUUUUUAAGUUUUAUACCGUAAGUGAGUUCUAUGCAUGCUUAUACACUUAUACAGGAGUUUCCGCUUAAUAUAUGCUUAAGCAGAAUCGUUUGCAAAAAUGUCAGUUUAACUUUUUAUUAGCGGAACACCAGCCGCACUGGAGAAGCACUUCCCCGGCUGCUUGAUGGGUUACCCAAAGAAGAGCUUAGUAUUUUAUGUUUUAUUUGCAAGGAAGAUAAGCAAAAAGGGACAUGCGAGGAGGAGCUUUGAUUAUCUUUAGUUGUAAGAACGAAAACAAGCCCACAAUAGAGCUGCCAAUAUAAAUAGGAUCGAAAUUGCCGGGUUUUCUUAAAUACAAAUCAAUUCCUAAAUGCCCACAAGUGCUUCCCACAUACAAACAUACAAAACCACACACACUCAACCAACAAACCAUAUCCACAAAAUACACACACAAAAACUAAUUAUAUACGAGAAGAUUACUUAAAGUAGAAAUUAGUUUUAACAAAACAAAUGAUUUAUACCAGCUCCCCAAACUGGACCAUUGUUCACUGUCCAUUGCCCUGUGCUACAAUGGUGCGAGUGGAGUUUUAUUGUAUUUAUUUAAGAACCCAUCAAUUGUACUAUCUGUAGCACGUAGAAUGAAAUUGAUUUUAUACGAUGAAGCCCCUCCAAAAGAAUCCAUAAGUAAGAGCAAUAAUUGCAUGAAAAGAAAUUGAAUUACUUUACUCGUACGUAAAUAUGAGGAACAAUUGCCUAUUAAAUUAAGUAUAAUUAACUGAUUUGCAUAAGGCUCAAUCGCCGAGCUGAUUUACAUGAUUUACAUUUUGUAUUUGGUAAUAGAGCCACGAAAAGCCACAACAAUAGCAAUAAUAACCAAACAAUCAACAACAGCGGUAUCAAUUUAUUUUGAAUAAAAAAAAUGCCAAAGAUACA